UCAAUGAGACGAAAAAUUCACAGAACAUGCAGAACACACAGCACAGCUGCUAGAUAACUAAAUAGCGCAAAAUAAGACGUGUAUCCCGCACACUACUCUAUUCUUCAGUUUUUCGAGUCUCUUCGUUGAUCAGAUCUGGUGGGCAAAAUGGAUGAAGGAGAGUUAGUGGAAUACUUCGAAACUCAAAUGAGUCAAGAUCCAGAUGUUGCUUCAGCAGUGGCCGCAAUUCGCUCUCUCCUGGAGUUCCUGAAAAGAGACCAAAGUGAGACAAUCUUGGGCCUGAGAGAGAACAUGACGCGGGCUAUCGGCCGGCUGCAGGAGGCGGACUCCUCGGUGGCCGUGUCCUCAGGAGGAGAGCUCUUCCUCCGCUUCAUCACCCUCACAUCACUGGAACAUCCGGACCUCUCUCAGUGCAAGAAGGUGAUGGUUGAAAGAGGGGAACUGUUCCUGAAGAAGAUCUCACUCUCCAGAAACAAAGUGGCCAAACUUUGCCACAAUUUCAUCAAAGACGGAGCUAAAAUCCUGACCCACUCAUCAUCCCGCGUGGUGCUGAAAGUGCUGGAGAAUGUGGCAGCGGAUAAGAAACGCUUCAGUGUCUAUGUUACAGAGUCCCAACCAGACUCCUCAGGAAAUCAGAUGGCCGAGAAGUUACGAAAGCUAAAUAUCCCGGUCACAGUCAUCCUGGAUGCUGCAGUGGGGUAUGUAAUGGAGAAGGUAGACCUUGUGAUAGUUGGGGCAGAAGGAGUUGUGGAGAGUGGAGGCAUUAUUAAUAAGAUUGGCACCUAUCAGAUGGCAGUGUGCUCUAAAGCCCACAAUAAGCCGUUCUACGUGGUGGCAGAGAGCUUCAAGUUUGUCAGGCUCUAUCCCCUCAACCAGCAAGAUGUUCCUGAUCGAUUCAAGUACAAAGCUCAAACCCUUAAAAACGUAGAGGACCUGAAUAAAGAGCACCCUAUGAUCGACUACACCCCUCCUUCCCUCAUCACCCUGCUGUUCACCGAUCUGGGAGUUCUCACUCCGUCAGCCAUCAGCGACGAACUCAUCAAGAUUUACCUAUGAGUCUUCCCCAUCCCACAUGACCGCAGGGAGAUGGGAAUGACCGUUGUGCACUUAAUGGCAGCUGUGCUACGCCUUUCUGCUGAUGGUGCUUUGGCCUGGGUGACUCUGCAUAUUUUGCAAGCUUGUUGUGUAAAAUAAAAACGGAAUAUCAGGAGA
Molecule: messenger RNA, 1212 nt
Organism: Sardina pilchardus (European sardine)
Lineage: Eukaryota; Metazoa; Chordata; Actinopteri; Clupeiformes; Clupeidae
Gene: eif2b1
Product: eukaryotic translation initiation factor 2B, subunit 1 alpha
Exons: 10
Coding region: 148-1056 (302 amino acids)
Biological process (GO): translational initiation
Cellular component (GO): eukaryotic translation initiation factor 2B complex
Molecular function (GO): guanyl-nucleotide exchange factor activity; translation initiation factor activity
Source: RefSeq, a predicted model, not a curated record